AUUCGAAAAGGAGAAAAUCCAUCAAUUCCAGAAAUUCAAUGUCAAAUUUUGAAACCAAAUAACACAAACAUCGAUCAAUUCGCAUAUCGAUAUGGUUUCACAUCCAAAACAAAAAUAAAAUAGAAAAAAAAACAAUUCGGUGCCGUAAUCGAAUACAUUUUAUUGGGCAUUAAAAUGGAAUAACUGUUCGAAACUAGUGAAUAUCGUGAGUUGAAGUUCAUGUGCUGCGCGAUCAUCAAACAAAAAAGCCACUAUAUGAACCGUUGAGCACGUGUGUUUGCAGCUCUUUUUUUUCUUUUUUGUUUCGAUAAAGAAAUGAAAAAAAUCGAUUACCGAAUAACAUGUACAAUAUGCGAAUAAAAUGCGAUAACUAAUGAGCACGAAAAACGAGCAAAUGAUUUCAAAGCCAAUUUUCAGGCAAGAACAUGAAUAGUGUUGUCACGCUUAGAAAAAUCACAAAAAAUAUUCAAGAAAGAGAGAAAGAGAGAAAGAGAGAAAAAAGUCAACACAUUAGAAUUCAUUAAUUGAUUUUCAAUUAUGUGAAAUGAAGAUCGAUGAGCGCACGAACGCGUGCGCUGAUCGAUGACAGUGUAAUGUGGGCGACAUCUUGAUUUGCCAUCUUUCAUUCACUCUUUGGACCUCGAGAUUUCUCAUUUGCCAUGCUGAUUGAAAACCACACGCAUUCCGCAUAACAACGAAAAAAGCGCACACACAAACACCGUCAGCCCAAACGACCGCCAAUGAAAUAAGACGCUUAACGCGUACAAAUGCAAAUCAAUUGAAAAUUAAGAAUUUUUUUCUAAAAUGAAGCAAGAACAAGAAGCGUCGUCAUUGAGACGGUUGAAUAAAAUCGAGAAUAGAACACUUGUGUACUGAGUCGCAACAAUAAAACCUAAUGAAGGAUGGCUCUCUCACGUGCACACGUAAUCAAGUACUGCUUGGACCAUCAAAAAACAACAACAGCCACAUCAACUUUUUUUUGCCAUUAGACAAUCAUAAACACAUGACCAUUUAUUGUUUUUGUUAUGGUUGCUGUUGUUGUUUGUAGCAAACAACAUCGUUUAAAACAGAGUCGUCGUUUUUUUCCUCUGUCUAUUUUUAAAUUGUUGUUUUGGUUCGAUUUGCGAUCGAACUGCUUGGUUCUUCAUGUAUUUUUUUCUUUUCUUUCUUGCAUAGAACCACAGUCAUAUUCUAAGCGUUUUUAUCAUGCGCAUGCAUCAAAUGACAGGAAGGUGGUGCCGAUGCAGGAAUUGUUAAUAGUGUUGUUGAAAUUCAUUGAAGCGCAAUGAAUUCGAUGUGGGUGAAAAGGAAAUAAACAAAGUUAUACUAUGUGUGCAUGUGUGUAUGCUUUUGGCUUGUCUAUUUCAUCGCUUUGGAAUUCGUUUGUUUCUCUUUCGCUCACUUGCAACCACCGUCAAAGUUCUUGUUGAUUUUAUUAGUUGUCUAAUUAAAAUCAUUCACUUCAGUCGACGGAUUUUUAUUCAAUUUUAUUUAAAAUGCGGCAUAUUCGUCGAGAGCUCAUUCGAUGUAUUUUCUUCUUCUUCUUCUUCUUCAUCAUCAUUCAUUUGUUGAGCUUUGCGUAUGUACUGUCGUAGACACUCUAUUCGCCUUAUAAGAUCUUUUCAUUUACUUGCUUGAUUCAGUGUUUGCAUUUUCCAUGGUGCGUAAAAUUAAUUCACACACAAUUGAUUUCUAUUUCGUUUAUUUUUCCAUUUUACUUUAAAAUGCAUCAAGCAAAUUAACAUUCGGCCGAAUCAGUUGAGUGAGAAAAGAAUUGUGCGUUGCCGUUGUUGGCAGCCGCCCGUACCGAAAACUUAUCUGAGCAUGCAAUUGAUAAAUAAUGCAUUCUGAUCUGCUCAUGGCUCAUGUUCCAUGCAUUUUCGAUUUUAUUUCAACUUCACACAUCUCUUUAUCUCUAUCGCCACCAUUUAGUUUCACUUGCGAAACUCUUACUCGUGAAAGUCAUUUGUGUGUUUCCCUUCAUAACACAUCUCCAGAUCUCUCCUCUUCCAGGUUCAGAAAUCGGCUGCUGCUGCGGAUGCACGCAAACCAACGAACGAAAUGAAAGAAAAUUCAUUAUGCUUAUAGAUUACAUAAUUCUUUCGCACUUUUCAUUUGAGAGACGGAGAAGCGUGAGCACAAUAAAACGCAAAUCAAGAGUCAAAAUGCGCGACGCGCAUACCGAUUUCGCUUCGAUGCUCCACUGACUCGUUCGUGCACUGACACGAAAAGAAAAUAUAGAAACCAUUUCGUACGUAUCUCUUUCUCUCUCUCUGUGUGUGUGCUUUUUUUCCGUGAUGUGCAUUGCCUGUUUGAUUCAUGGAAGUAUGUGCUGCUUUGUCUUGCAAAGGGAAAAAUAUUACCAUAAUUCAUCCGCAUUUAUUGUGGUACUUGCAUCAUUUAGAGUCUCUCUUUCUCUCUCGCUCAUUUUUAUGUCUAAAAGAGGCUGUGCUUAAAAAUAUCUUAGCGCUUGAUCAAGGUUCUCUUCCUAUUUGUGCUUCUUUUUCUUGUAAUUAUUCGUUUUUGGCGAUUGGCCAUAAAAAUGUGUCAUCCCGAUUUGGUUUUUAUUUCGUCUGCGUCGCGAAAUGUUUGUUCGAGGGGGCGCACCCCAAAACACGGCUAUCAAUUUCAACAUACCGACACACAGGUGAAUCUCACCAACAAAACGACGAUUUAAUUACAACCAUAAAUUACGAUGCCAUUAUUAUAAGACAUUUUGGUGUUUAAGAUCUCUUUGCACAAAGUAUAUCAAUUCAUCUAAUGGCCAUGGUGUACCAUGCUACAUAUGUGCCAGACUUGAUAGAAAUCAGCCGCUUAAUGACUGUGUUGCUGUUGUUUUUUUUUACACCAGAGACGAGUAAAUUAGGUGCAAUUGAUUACGUAAAGAGUCGUCGUUGUUUCAUUCGUUCCCGUUCAUGUGACUUAACACGAAAAUUAAAUACUCAUAAAUCAGUUCAAGUCCCAAAAAUACAAUUUUUUGAUCAAGUGCCAAAGAUGCCAGCGAUGAUAAUAAUUCAUAAAUUCGCGCUUGACGCUCUGAUAUUGUACGUGCCAACGAGUUGUUGUUAUUGCUGCUGCACAAGAAAACAAAAUUGUCUGUAGUUUUGAUUUCAUCAAUUUUCAACUCGGAUUUUUUUGACCAUUUUUGGCAUCCGCUCGUAAUUACCUGCAGCCAAGGUGUUGAAAUUGAAUUUUAUUAACGGAAUAAUUCGCAUAUAUUAACAUUGCUAUCAUUGUUUUUCUUUAUUUCUUUUUCCUCUCUCUCUCUCUCUCUCUCUCUCUCUCUCUCUCUCUCUCUCUCUCUAUCUCGUCGGACAAUUGGUCGGCAAUGGUUGUUGAGCAGCCAACCCUCGUUGUACACAAUAAAUUCCGCCAUCAUAUGCACAAAAGAUUCAGGCGACGAACUCUGAUACGCAACGCGUAUAUCAUUUGAUUGGUCAAUGGCUUUUGCACGCAUUUUUCAGUGAAAGUUUCCAUUUUACCUUAUUUGGAGACAAUCAAUACGACAAAAAAACAACAUACACUCGUUAAAAUAUAUGUUCAAUAUCCUUGGUUCAAUGCAAUUUAAUUUUUUUUGCUUCAUUUUUAUUUGUUGCUGCUUUUAUGAUUUUUAUCGAAUUGAUUUUACGGCCCAAGGCACACUAACAAUAAUUCCGAAGCGAUAUGCCAGUGCAACUACAAUGAACAACAGCAAGACAACAAAAAAGAGCCAACCAUUUAUGAUUGGAGUAAUAAAUUGCAAGCAGCGGUUUGAAGUGUAUGCGGUCAAUGUCGCUGCUAUACGCGCACACUUGCCGAGAGAAAGACAGAGAGAGAGAGAGAGAAACUGCACCAAGAAAAUGUACACAACCGGUUGAUUGCAACGGUGCAUAUAAUAUAAGUGUAACAGCCUCAGUGCAAAAUGUAUGAUACGUAAUUAUGGUGUGCGAAAGCCAGAACACACACACAUACACACCAACGAGCCAAUUUUUAAAUUACGGCGAAACGAAAGGAGAUCGUAAUUUUUUUCGGAUGUCUUAUCAACAAAACUACGGAGGUUUCUAAUGGGUUUUUGUUUUAGGUAUUUUUUUUUCUUUUGUGCUUAUCGUGCAUAUUUUAAAAAUUAAAAUGUGAUCAAGCUAAUUUGGCAUUAGUUUCACAUAUUUUGAGCGGGCAUCUCGAUAAUUCCGUUCGCUCUAGGGCUGUCAACCAUAAUAAUCUCAACCAAACGAAACCCAACCUUUUUUCUCUAUCAAUCCAUUCGUAGUUUUUGUUUUUGCUUCACAAAAUGCCUUUCCGAUUCAUUAAAAGGCGAAGUAAAAACAGUGACGAUUACAAAAAUGGGCGCGAUAACAGCAAAAAAUGAAGAAGAAGAAGAAGAAGAAGAAGAAGAAAAAAGUGCAGACGCAAAAAGCAAUGAAUAAAUUAGACUAAUGUUUAGGUGAGUGGAGAAAAUCCGUAACGUGCAAUCAGUAAACGAAUGUGUGUGUGUGUGUGUGUGUGUGCGUGCGCUUUUGGUUACGUUCGGUUUGAAUCACGUUCAGCAUAUAUGCAGACCAUUUUCCUGCGAUCAAUCGAACGAUGACUAGAGGAAAAUUAAAACGGGCCACCUAACUCUAACUAGACACUCAAUCGCAAACGACAAGUUGAUAUUUAUUUAACGAACAAAAAAACAUAAGAGACGAGCACUCAAAGUGGCUGCGAUUUUUUCCCCAAUUGAUUGCAAGAAUUGCAUUGCAAAAAGAGCCAUUUUGCUGUUACGAUUAGAUUCUCGUUGUUGAUGUUGCUGUUGUUCGAUUUUGCAGAUACGGUUCGAUGCGUAAACGUGUCGCUCGGGCUGAGGCCUGAAUGAAAUGCAGAUGGUGUGCAUCGUCAUUUUUUUUUUUCAUUUUCGUUUGUUGUUGUUGCUUUCAACGCUGGUAUAGUGUUAUAGCUAUAAUAUUAUUAUUUGCAUCAAUACACAGUGUAAUAAUAAUCGUCGAAGAUCAAGUUCCAUUCAUUUUUGCUCACUUCACAUCUCGUGGCACGUUUAUGCAAUUUGUUUGUUUCAAGGUAACAACUUUGAAGUUAGUGCACACUGCACACAUCCUCUUAAUAUCUUCUCAAUUCAAAUGCCAAUAAAUCGAAAGAGCAACAAAUGAAUCUAAUUAGAAAGCAAAACUCAAUCCAAUGUGUGACCGAUUUUAUAAGAUUUUAGACGUUUCGGACAAUAGAAUGGUAAAUCGCAUGCUUAUCGCAACACACAUAUCAAAAAAGAAAAAAAGUGCUGACCUAUGUUCAACAUAGUAUGUUGUUGGUAUUUUAAUGGUCCACUUUUUAUUUCGUUUGAUCGAUAUAUACUUGUUGAUGGUCCUAGUGGUCUUUUGUCAUUUUGAAAGUGCGGAAAUUAAGCACACCACGUUGACAUCCUCCUCAUAAUCUUACAAUCAAAAUUAGUGUGCAAAUCAAUUCACUACCCAACUCACUUUUUCUCUUCUUUACUAUGGAUACUUUUCUUUUAAUUCCUGCCGCGUUUUACAUUUUAAUUUACAUUUUCAAAUAUAAACGCUUCAUUUUAUUCGUUUUUUUUCUCUAUUUCUUUGGCUGUGUUAUGUAUCCAUUGAUUUGUUUGUUUAUUGUUCACUCAUUCACUUUUCUGAGAUUGUUUCGCUGAUUUAAUUAAAAAUUAUCAAUAUCGCAAUACAUUGCGCAAAUGCACAAGAAAGAUUGAAACAAAAGCGAAAAUUCGUUAUUUAUGCAUGUUUCGUAGAAAAUGUUUCCACUUGAUCUAUUUGUGGUAUAUUCUAUUUUCGAGUUUUGCUUUUUUUUCGUUGCUAUAUCAUUUUCAACGUUACGUGUAUGGGCUGUUGCUAUUGCUGCGGCAGUGGCCACUACAAAUUUUGCUUGAAUUUUCAUCGAAUCCAAAAAACCAUUGAUUCGGUUCCGCAUGUUUCCAUAAUGCAUUGCUAAUACCAAAAUGGAAUAUAUUCAAAUGAAAGGGCUUUUUUGAGUGUGACCAAGAAAAGGCGGUGCAAAUUGGUGUUGCGCUCUUAUGAUUUCGGUUUGUUUGCUUUUUUUUUCAUUUUGAAAGAAAAUCAAUCAAAUCACUUGUGGCCGAAGGCAUUAGUUAGCGCAAACGUAGUGCGAACGUGUAAAUGCGAAUUGAAAUGCAUGUUUUACAUUUUUCCAUAUUCAUCUCUCUUCACUCGCUGAAAUUGGUAAAAUGGAAAUUUAUUUAGAUUUUGUUUUAUGGAGUUUUUUUUUCUUCUUUAAUUAGUGAUCGCGGUUUAAAAUUCGAUCAAAAUCAAUUAUUUGAAAAUUAAAAUCCGAAAGGUAAUGCGAUGAGUAUCAAAAUGGGUAAACAAACGAAAGAAAAAAAUUGACCAAAUCGAUUGGUUUUUGUUUUGUACAAGGAUUGCAUUCAAUUGUGGCCUGCUGACCAACUUUUCAACAAGAAAAAUGCGUUGUUUUUUUCUUCGGUACUUCCACAUCAACGACCGACAUUCGCAUUCAACUCUAAAAUUACUAUGCACAAAUGGACAAACUGUUGAUUUAUGUAACAAAUGCGCAGCAGCAACAGCAGCAGCAGCAGAAAUAACGAUCAACACAAUUGAUGGUUAUUAGCCUAGUCGUCCUAACCGACAUUAUACACUUCUCCUGUUACAAUUUUCGCCCAUUUUUGGGUUCGUUGUGCGCGGCUGCAUACAUUGUACAGUUGAAUCGCACAAUAAACACAAUGUUGUCUCUCGCAUGUUUCACCGCACUGCCGUGCGCUCUAAUGCCAUGCACACCGCUGCUCACGGUAAUGAUCAUUUUCAGCAGGUGUGAUUUUAUUACUAUGACUGAUUAUGUGCAUUUUUCCGUAUACACUGCAUCGUACACUCACGUAUCAAUUGUUUUAUCCCCCUGUGACACAAUUCGCCAGAGUUACAGAACCGUUGCCAAAUGGCGUUUUAAUUGAAUAAUGCAAAUGGUUGUUUAUGUGUAUGUGCGUCUCGGUGCGACGAAGCAAAAUGCCCAUUAUUAGGAGAUGUGAUUUAUUUAUUAUUCUAAUUAGAUAUGUUAAGCGUCGUCCGGUUUACGCAAAAUCCGUUGCUCCGGUUACGUUUGUGCAAUGACGAUGACGGCGACGACGACAUAGAGCAGUGCACAAUGCAUAACCAAUGAACGUGUCGGCUGAAUGUGGAUUACGCACUGCCAUUUGAAACCGUUGUUGGUGAAUAUUCAGUAUCCCAGUGACAACAUGCAUUUGUGAUGUGCACUAUAUUCAAAAUGGAAGGCACUUGUUUCGGUUUUCAGAUAAUUGGCUGUUGAUCGACCGGCCAGCCAGCCAGAUCGCGUCGUCUGCAGCCAAAAAAAUGCACAAUCAAGAGGGAUCAGACUACAAAACAUUGCUCAAAAUUCCAAAGAAGAAGAAGAAGAAGAAGAAGGGAAAAAUAACGAUUUUCUAACCGUUUAUUUUCUAUAUUUUCUUUCUAUCGUUUUUCAUGCAACAUUCUUUCAUUUCCUCUGUGUCUCUGGGCCCGUCGAUAAGCUGAUCGCGAACACGUUGGCCCAACACGAACAGAAGAAGCAAAGAAAAAAACGUGUUCUUCGCAUCACGGUACUGUUGCUGAUCUUGCCUUUAUUAUUUCGUCGUUUCUUUUCUCUUUGCUAAUGCUGCCGCCACUGCUGCCACUACUCUUGUUGUCUUUCUUUAUUUCAAUCGGUUAGUGCGCUCAGUGCUCUGUAUCAAUGUAAAUUUUGCGCAAAAGCGAAACAUCUCUAUGCUCGCGUUUCCAUCAUACACUCACAAAACUCCAAACACACACAUACGAUCGGUGUGUAUUAUCUAAACGUAUUUUCUACCUGUUUAAUGGUUGGCUUUUCCCGGCUCUCUUGUUCUUUUUAUCGAUGUUCAACAACAGAAGAGAAAAAAAAACAACGAUACACUGAAUCUGUGCCUACGGUAUGGCCAUUUUUUUCUCUUCUUCUUCUUGUUGUUCGUAUUUUCUGUGAGCUAUUGUUGUCUCUUCACGUUUGCUCAUUCAAACACACUCGCUCGUGCGAUCGUGAGCUGAAUAAAAGCCUUCAUUUCCUAACAUUUGCAAUCGUUUUCCGUUGUAUAGAUAAGCGCUGCUUUGCUGCCUCUACGAUCAAAAACUCUUACUCGCACACCUUUAAUGCCAAAAUGCGCUCGCAAUGAGCCUGUUCACCACCGCUGAUGUUCUAUGCGGUGAGCGUGAAUCUCUCUCUAUGUGUGUGUGUGUGCGUAUGCACGGUUUGGAUGUUUGCGACUGUGUGUUUGAGCGUUGGUGCGCGUGUGCACGCGCGAAUAGUGUUAAACAAGAGAAACACACAACCGAUAUGGUCUAUGAAAGCAGCGAAUGGCUUGGAAAACCGUACGCGCGCUCAAACCACACAACACAGCAACAGCGCACAUGAAAACAACAAAUGUGCGCUCUCUCGAGUGAUUGUGUACUGCACUCCAUACUGUUUUGUUGGUCGAUCCGUUUUUCCCAGCGCGCACAAACAAGAAAGUAGUUGAAUAAUAGAGCUCAAGCAUAUCGGACGUAUCUGAAUAUUGUGCUUCGUCUAAGAAUUGUUUGUUGCUUCGUUUUUAAGUGCGUGCGCGGAUUUUUCGUCGAAUCCAUCCAUUGGUUUCGGUUAUAUUUUCAUUGCGUAUACUUGUUUCAAGUAUGAAACACCUUUCGCCUUGAGCAAAAUAAAAUAAAAUUAUUCCAUCGAUAAAUCAUCAUAGAAAAUAAUUAAUUUCUAUGCAUUGCAUUUAUCAAAGUGGCACAAAAGACUUUUCUUCGUUCAAUCUCGUGCCAAUGUGUGCGUAUAAAGUGCAUAAAGUGCUAGAAAAUAUUUUUUAGUUUGAUCUUGAUUCUAGCGUUAGAAUUAAGAAUCAGCGUUGCUGUUGAGUGAGUGCGCGACAGGUUUUUCGAAGUAGCACUACAGAUCCAUUGACCAUUUUAUACCGCAAGCUCCCAGCCGAUGCAACGGCAAAGGAAUUCAAUUUGUAAAAAAGUAAUCAGAGACUGAAACGGGGCAACGUCAAGAACUAUGUUGCAAUACUUGUUCCAUUAAAAAAAAAACAAAUCCGAAAGACACGCAGAGAUGAAUUCAUAAUUCGCAUCGAAUGGCAUGCAACUUGGUGUACGUAUGCCAACCGAACAUUUGAGUGUUAAUAAAACGGCCAGUAACUGCAUUACACAGGUUUUUUUUUUCUUCUUCUUCUUCUUCUUCUGCGCUGUCCAAAAGUUCAACGAAUGUGUUUUUUGAUGAAGAAAAAUACACACGGCCGUACAUUAUUGAAGUGUGUGAAUUGAUUGAGCGAAACGAUUUUUGAAUUGAAAAGAAUCGAUCUCGAUUGGAAUCAAAUGAAGUUUAGUUUGGCUUCUUGUUUUGUUUUGUUUUUUUUUUCUCAAAGAAGAACAUUGAAAGAACAGACGAAAAGUAGACAAUUCAACGAUUAGACCCAAACAAAAAGUGAAUAAAAUUCAAGAAUACAAUUCUACUGUUAUUAUUUUUGGUUGAGAAUCGAAACGCGAGCGCACACACAUUUAGAGUGUGAGUGAGAUAGAAGUUGAGCAAAAUACGAAUUCGUUUAUUAACUAUUGUGUAUGAAUGCGCUGGAACAGUUAGCUAUUAUUGUUGGAAUUACAUAUAUAAACAUAAAAGUUGAAACCGGUGUAGUGUUGUUGAGAGCGAGAGAGCGCAUCUAGCCACACUUAUGACUAUUAUGACUGAUUCGAUACGGUGAACAUCACAAGCAAUAGAGUAAAAGAAUUCUCGAAGAAAGAAACAAAAACUAGAAGUUAUUAUUUCAUUUUCGUUGGUUUUGUAUGAUUUCAAUGGGAAUCGAAUAUGAAAAGAGACUCAGACACAAGAAAUUGACAUGUGAAAUUCCAAAAAACAGCAAACCGCUAUAAAUCAUUUCAAUUUUUGCGUUGCUUUCUGCGCACGUCGGGUUUUAUUUUCCAUUUGUGCUGUUGUUGAACGAAAAAAAAAACAGAGAAGAAAAUUCGAUGAUAGUGAGAAGAAUGUUGUGUGAAAUUUAAUAGCUUAAUCCGAAAACUGAUUCGCCGAUAAUACAAAUAAUACGAAAAAGAUCACAGACAGACUGCGAAUUACAUUAAUUACAGUCAAAUUUAUGUAACUAUCGUAAUCGAGGGGUGCUGUGUGAGUGUUUAUAUGUGUGUGCUUGGCUUGAGUGUGAAUAAUAAAUUUCAAUUGUUUUUUCAAGUUGGUAAAUCAUUGUGAGGUCGGCGUAAACGUGUUGAAAAGGACUGAUUUGGAUGCAAAUUUCAUUUAAUUUCAGUGAAAGUAAAUGUGUUGUACAGAAAGUCUUCACUUGAACAGACGAUAAUUAAUUAGGCAAAGAGCAACAACAACAACUACAACAAUAAUAUAACAAUCAAUGCACAAAGUUCAACGACGAGAUUAAAUUGAGAAGCGGUAAUUGUGGAGUGUAUACUUCAAAAAAAAAAGAAGAAAAACUCUCUUUUUCUAUUUGUUUCUGUCAUAUCAUCAAUUCUCAGUCUCUCUGAUUGUUUUGUACGAGAAAAUAAAAAUAAAGCGAAGAUUGAACAAAAAAUUAAGUGAAAAUGGUGAGCGGAGAUAUUCCAAAUUACAAAUCAAACAAGGGCUAUUAUUCGGCGCCAUCAUCACAUGCACCGUCGAGUUUGUCGUCGGCCAAACGAUACACAGGUGGCAAUGCGCUUCGGCCGUGGCCUCCAAUGUACCGAACUCCGAUGUCUCGGGCACAAAUGGCUACAUAUCAAGCGUUAAGCACGGGCGCUAUUGUUGCUGCUGCACCACCACCACCACCACCGCCCACCAAACUCAACUAUAACAAUUUCAAUGGCAAUCAUUACGGCUACAAUAAUUCCAUUUAUGGUCGAGCGAACAAAUUCAAUUUUCAUCAGUUCAACAUGGUUGCAGCGGCUGCAGCCGAAGGAAAAUAUGCGUCGGCCAUGAAUUUAGCAAACAAGAAAAAUGCGAAAAAUUACUAUCUCAUUUCACAGCCGUAUAUGAAGAAUAGCCUAGCAAUGCCAUCGCCGCCACCAUCGAAUGGCAGCAGUGGUUCAUUUUAUGGCCGCACCACAACCGAUUAUCCACCGAACAACGGUAAUCUCAUGCUAAUGCCACAAGAAAAAGAGAAAAAUCGAUUCCGAAAAUUACGAAAUCCAACACAAACAUCGCCCGUAUUUCGAUCAUCAUGUGCCACGUGCAUUCGAUCGAAAUCAAUGGAAGAUGUGCGAACCGAAAUCGUUACCGAUUGGCCCACUUACAAUAAGGAGAAUUACAAUGAAUUCAAAAAGAACCGGCUUAACAACGGCGGCGGCAAUGGCGGCGGUACCGGUGGCCCAUUGAAUCUCUUGAAACACGGCGUUCGACGAUCCAUGGACAAUUUACUCGAAGUAGAAACCUCAAGUUUCGGCAAACGUUUUCAGAUUCAUCAUCAAAAUGAUCCGAGUCGACCACGCUUUGUAGCUGUCACAACAUUGGAAGAUGUGCAAGCGGUUCGUUGUGCCGAAUUCCAUCCCAGUGGACGUGUCUAUUCGGUUGGCUCAAAUUCGAAAACAUUCCGGAUAUGUGAAUAUCCAUCACUUUCAGAAAUCAGAGAGGAGCACACGACGUAUCAGCCGACUGUGCUGUUCAAGCGAACAAAACAUCACAAAGGCUCAAUUUAUUGUAUGGCAUGGUCACCACAGGGUGAUUUAGUUGCGACCGGAUCCAAUGACAAGACCGUAAAAUUGAUGCGCUACAAUGAAGUACAAAAGCAAUUGGAGGGCAAAGAGAUCGAAUUGACAAUGCAUGAUGGUACCGUUCGUGAUCUUUGCUUCCUCGAGGAUAGCACAAACAAAACCAGUUUAUUGAUAAGUGGCGGCGCCGGCGACUGUAAAAUUUAUGUUACAGAUUGCGCUACAUCGACACCAUUCCAAGCACUCAGCGGCCACGGCGGACACAUACUCACCUUAUAUAACUGGGGUGGUGCUAUGUUUGUGUCUGGUUCACAGGAUAAAACUGUUCGUUUCUGGGAUUUACGAACCCGCGGAUGUGUUAAUACAGUGACACCAGCUACUGUGCCCGGUUCGCGUCAAGGUUCACCGGUAACUGCAGUCUGUGUUGAUCCAUCGGGACGUUUGCUAGUGUCUGGUCACGAGGACAGUUCAUGCGUUUUGUAUGAUAUUCGUGGAAAUCGUCCAAUUCAGUGCUUCAAACCGCAUUCAUCUGACAUAAGGUCGAUACGGUUUUCACCAUCCGCAUACUACUUGCUCACCGGCGGAUAUGACAAUAAAUUGGUGUUGACCGAUUUGCAAGGUGACCUUACGAUGCCAUUACCAUCAGUGGUUGUAGCACAGCACACAGACAAAGUGAUAUCUGGACGUUGGCAUCCAACCGAUUUUUCAUUCUUAUCGACGUCAGCUGAUAAAACCGCCACCCUAUGGGCCCUUCCGCCUAUCUAAGCUUUGCGCUCCUCCGCCCCACUCUAACUCUAACUCUUAAAUUGUUGUUUAUUUUCUGUCUAUCUAUCGCAAUUAUUUUUUAUUUUUUUUAUUUCAUUUUUAUAAUUAUUUUCUUUUUCGUUUUGUUUUACCUAAGGCAACUAAUGAGCUAAAUAGCGUGUUUUUUUUCUCUCUUUCUCUUGUUUGCCUUCACAUUUUCACAAAACAUAUUGAAAUUGUAACGAACAACAUUAGUAUGAAAUUAUUUAACUGUAGGAUAUAGGUUAUAAGGCAAUAAGAAAAAGAAAUUUAUUAACUUAUUUUGGACAAUUUUUCAAUGCUAAAAAGUAUCAAUUGUUUAUCUAGAGAGAAAAAAAAAGAAACAAACAGAGCAAAUCUUCUUUUUUUUUAUUGAGAAAAUCCGUUUACAAUCUCUUAGCUCCACUUUUUAACUUGUGCUAUCGUUUUUUUAUAUUAUGCCGUUGCAUGUUUGUAUUGAAAAAUUGUCUCUAUUUCUCGUAUUAAGUUUCUUCUUUGUCUUUCUGUAAUUUUUUUUUUAAAGACACUAACAAUUUUUUUCGACUAAUUUAUUAUUGAAACAUGAAGUUUUUGAAGAAUCUUUGCAUGUAAAUAGACACGCUAAAAAGCAUCAACAAUUCGACGUGUGCAGCACACAACUGCUUUCACAGACAUACAAUUAUAACUGAUCUAUAACAACCUGCGAACAUUUAAUCAUUUAUUUAACUCAUAAGUGCUGCGAACAAAACAUGGUGAAAAUUUCCCAGAAAAAAAUUAUACAAAAAACAAUACACACGAUUGAUUUUCACAUGAAAUAAUUGCAUGAAAUUGCAAUUAUUCACAUGUGGCAAGAGAAGAGAAGAAAAAGAAUAAUUCACAAUGACAAUGUCACCGAUGGAUGGAUUUUGUCAAGUUCUCUCUUCAAAGGUGGAAAAAAACAUUAUUACACCUAGACAGUGAAUCUAUUAUUAUGAAAUAAGAUAUUUCUAUAAGGAUGACAUGAGAUGAAGAACAAAAAAAAAAAAUAUUUUAUAUAUCGAAAGCUGGAAAAUUCGAACAAAAAGAUAUGUAAGAAUUGUCUUUUGUAGACCGAGCUGAUCUGAAACAAUAUCGUUCAUACACACAUAGCGACUGAAUCAAAAUCAACUAAACAACUAUUUCAAAAUCCAAUAUAGCCGGAGAAUGAAUGGAUCCAUGAAUGGAUCAAUGAUUUUGAUUUGGCUGAUAAUUCAUUGUUGAGCAACAUCGAGAAUAUACUAGUGGAAAUGGAACAUGAAAUGAAUCGCUAGAAAUAAAUGUGAUCGUAUAGUAUAUUUUGGAAUAAAAUAUCAUUGGUUUUAUUUUCGAGGAAAAGUGUGAAAUUAGAAAUUAUUCAAAACAAUUUGGUUUUUCAAUUCUUCAUUGCCAAUUCACUUUUGACUUUUCUGUCAGGAUAUCAAGUUCAGUUUCUACAUUCAUAACAUUUCCUUCCCUCGCCCAAAACUGUAGCGAUCACUUUUAUUUUUAUCGAUUCAUAAGUAUAAAGGAAAAAAAAAUGUGAAAAUUAUAAGAGUUGGUUGGAAGUUAUAAAAGUAAAAUCCCAAAUAAUUUGUUAAAUGAUAGAAAAGAAAGAAGAUUUUUUGAAUUGCCUUUGACCUGAAAAAUGGUACCGAACAUUGUUUCGAAUUAUAUUUUGAUACUUUUUUUUUCUCUUCUAUCAGCAGUUUAGUUAAUUUUCUUUAAUUCGCGCCCAAUACCGCUCCC
This is a messenger RNA of Sitodiplosis mosellana (orange wheat blossom midge), 14156 nucleotides long. Its product is annotated as WD repeat-containing protein 47. The record is from RefSeq and is a predicted model, not a curated record. Gene Ontology annotation, molecular function: protein binding. The coding region runs from base 10551 to 12416 and encodes 621 amino acids. The transcript has 5 exons. NCBI's taxonomy places the organism in Eukaryota, Metazoa, Arthropoda, Insecta, Diptera, Cecidomyiidae.